AUGUCCAAAGCAAAAAACCCUACCUGGGCACUACAAGCCUGGGAAAGCCCAGGUCCCCAACCCCCGGUAAGCAUCCCAUCGAAUACAAACCCUCGAAUGCUGAAUCCGCGCACGCCUACUCCUGGUCUAACCUCUGAUCUGGCAGAUGUGGACUUAGAUCCGGAGUUAACAACCGAAUCUGAACUAGGGCCUGAAUCUGAAUCUGAACCAGAGCAGAGAGUGGCCUCUCGGGGUACCAACCGAAAGCGAUCCCGAUCUCAGACUCCUAGCCCAGCCCAAACAAGAAAGGAACACUCAAUCCUGAUCCAACUCCCUCUAAGCCGGCCUGCGUCGAAUGGAAAAGGGCUAGAGAAUAAAAGUUGA
Penicillium concentricum is the source of this 363-nucleotide messenger RNA. RefSeq lists its product as uncharacterized. The record is from RefSeq and is a predicted model, not a curated record. Lineage: Eukaryota; Fungi; Ascomycota; Eurotiomycetes; Eurotiales; Aspergillaceae. The coding region runs from base 1 to 363 and encodes 120 amino acids. The transcript has a single exon.